CUGCUUUACGGUAAACGGGGCAGAGAGCGUUCGAGAAAAUAUCCACAACAGGACAAUAUUUGUUGUUUUGUGCAUUUUAAGGAACCGAAGAUGAUCGAGGUGGUCUGCAACGAUCGUCUGGGCAAGAAAGUCCGGGUCAAGUGCAACUCUGAGGAUACCAUUGGAGAUCUGAAGAAGCUCAUUGCCGCCCAGACAGGAACGCGGCACGACAAGAUUGUAUUAAAGAAAUGGUACACCAUAUUCAAGGACCAUGUGUCUCUGGGUGACUAUGAAAUCCAUGAUGGGAUGAACUUGGAGCUGUACUACCAGUAGACCAGAGAAGGACCACAGGACAAUGCAACACAAACAACACUCAUCCUUGUUACACACACACACACACACACACACACACACACACACACACACACACACACACAGAAUAGAUGGAAUCUUUUGAAGGAAACCGAGAUGAGACAAACCAACUGAAAGAGAGAGGAAUGGUCGCAUACAUUACAUAUAGAUUUCAGUUGUAGCUUUUAAUUUUUGCCCACAAAUUAUUAUGUGAAAAACAUGUUGUUCUACAAAUAUUUUUGUUUUGAUAUUUUGAAAAUAAAGCUGAUAUUUACCUACC
Toxotes jaculatrix (banded archerfish) is the source of this 610-nucleotide messenger RNA. It is a transcript of the gene ubl5, whose product is annotated as ubiquitin like 5. Gene Ontology annotation, cellular component: cytoplasm; nucleus. Gene Ontology annotation, biological process: mRNA splicing, via spliceosome; protein modification process. The transcript is spliced from 5 exons. The record is from RefSeq and is a predicted model, not a curated record. Lineage: Eukaryota; Metazoa; Chordata; Actinopteri; Toxotidae. The coding region runs from base 91 to 312 and encodes 73 amino acids. Gene Ontology annotation, molecular function: protein binding; protein tag activity.